AUGCAGUCACUUCCAGGGGCCUUCCUGAAGAAAUUAAUGAUGGCAAAUGUGAAUGCUAGGAGUGUGACACUAAAAAGUGACACUGAUGAGAGUGACUCUGAAAACAGUUAUGUAAUUAAUCCAUUGGACCUGAUAACUGCCCUGUUUCUGUGUUCAGAUGGUUUCCUGCAGCAGGAGAUGGUCCAGAAAAUGUCCAUGUGUCAGUUUGCUGUUCCUCUGCUGCUGCCCAACUGUGACACAGAACAAAGCACUUUGAUGCUGUGGGCCUUGAGGGACAUAGUGAGGAAGUUUAGACCCUCUUCACAAGUAGACACAAAGUCCUUCAUAGAGGAGAGAAUUGUACUCUCUGAUAUCCCUAUGGUGUCCUUUGUUAGGCUAGGAGACAGCGACUUGUCCAAGUCUAAUAUGUUGAACAAACUGCUAAGUAAUCCUGACACAUUUGUCCAUCGUGAUAUGGACUGUGGUGAUGUACCUCGGAAGAUUUCAGAUGGUCUAGUUGAAAUCAGCUGGUACCUCCCAUGUGGGAAAAGAAACAUAGACAGGUUCACCAAGCCUGUGGCUUUUGCCAAUCUCAGAGGAGACAUCAGGUCCUUUAAGACACAGUUUUCCUUUCUGUGUCAAACAUCAGCAGCAAUUUACAUGUUUAGUGAUGAAUUAGAGGCAGAUUCUGAGGUUUUGAAAGACAUAAACACAGAGUUAUUUCUGGUUGUUAACUCUCAGAGAAAAACAUUCACAGGAGACAAAGUAACACAUGUAAUAGAAAAGAAGGGGAGGAAUGAAGCAGCAUUUGUAAAAACCCUGCAGUCAUCUGUGGGUGAUGUAAUUGAAAAAUGCCAAAACAAAUUGACAAUUGAAAAAAUGGAUGGUAUUGCUCGUCAGAGUGGGAUUCUGGUUGAUGAAGACCGUGAUGAGUGUCAGAGUGCCAGGAAGAUGGCAGAUAAAAUCACCAGCAACAUCACAGACACAAUUAAAUUCAAAGACAAACAACUACCCUUACAAGGGCAAAUCUGGAAAGAGCUUUCCCAGUUGGAGAAAGAGAGAUGUAGACUGAGAAAAGCAGGAGGUCAAGACAUUGAACACUACAAGAGCUCUCUGAAUAAAAAGGAAAUAGAACUCAGAAAAAAACAACAAAGCUUUGAUAUGACAGAGGCAAUGACAAAUUUCCUAAUCGGCAUGUCAAGUUCAGAAGUGGAGCGAUCCUAUUUCAUCAAAUGGAUGCGGAUAUAUUUGGACAAUAUGUCACGGAAGAAUCUGUCUGGUUUACGAGAAAAGUAUAAAAUGCUCCAGGAAAAAGAAUCUGCAGAGAAAAAAGACAUUGCAGAUUUGGAUAGGCAAAUAUCUGAUGGUUCCCUGGGACUUGAACACUUCCUGCGUGAGUUGGGCCAGUUAUAUGAAGCUUCCUGCUCCCUCCCUGAAGACAGUCCUCAAAGGAAACAGAUGGAGCAUCUCCCUGGAUUGUGUGCUCAGAUGCUGUUGGAUGGUUUCCCCAUUGAGCUUGUGGACGGAGAUGCAUCAAAUAUCCCUCUGAAAUGGAUAUCAGCUGUUCUGACUCAGCUUCAUACUCUUGUGGACUCUAACAGCAAGAUCCGGGUUGUGACAGUUUUAGGGGUCCAAAGCACUGGGAAGUCCACUCUCCUCAACACCAUGUUUGGGGUCCAGUUUGCUGUCAGCAGUGGAAGAUGCACCAGAGGGGCCUUCAUGCUACUGAUUAAAGUCAACAAAGACCUCAAGGAGGAAUUGAAAUGUGACUUCAUCAUGGUUAUUGACACAGAGGGGUUGAAAUCACCAGAGUUGGCCCAACUAGAUCAUAGCUAUGAACAUGACAAUGAACUGGCCACACUGGUGAUUGGACUCAGUGAUGUCACAAUUAUCAACAUGUCCAUGGAGAACUCCACAGAGAUGAAAGACAUUCUACAGAUUGUUGUUCAUGCUUUUAUCAGGAUGAAGGAAGUGGGGAAGAAGCCGAUAUGUCAUUUUGUGCACCAGAAUGUGUCAGACAUGUCUGCUCAUGACAACAACAUGAGGGACAGGAAGAAGUUGUUGGAACAGUUGAAUGAAAUGACCCAGGCAGCAGCCAGAAUGGAGAAGAAGGAGAAUAUCACCAAGUUCACUGAUGUGAUGGAGUAUGAUCCAGACACAAGCAGUUACUACAUCCCAGGACUCUGGCAUGGGACUCCCCCAAUGGCUCCAGUCAAUGCUGGCUACAGUGAGGCUGUAUAUGACUUCAAAAAGAGCUUGAUGAAAGAUUUUAGAAUAUGCCCAAAAAAUGAUGAUUUGACACAUUUCAUGAAGUGGACAGAAAGCUUGUGGGAGUCUGUUAAAUUUGAGAAAUUCAUCUUCAGUUUCAGAAACAGCUUGGUUGCAGAUGCGUACUCCAGAUUGUGCUCUGAGUACAAUGGUUGGGAAUGGGCCUUCCAGAAAGAGAUGUAUACAUGGAUGAUUGGUGCUGAAACCAACAUUUCUAAUUUUGGCAUGACAGUUCUUAAUCACCAGAUCACCAUAAGAGAUAUGCUUAAGGACCUGAUGAGGGAAGCAUCGGAGAAACUGUCAGUGGGGGAAGAGGAAAUCCAAAACAAUCUAAUUACAUACUUUAAAAAGCAAGAUGGCCAUGUCAAUCUGGUGGAAAAUUACAGGGAAGGCUUUGUGUCCAGUGCCAAAACACUGAGACGAGAGACACAAAACACAGUGAGUAACGUUCUACAUGGAGCUGUUGAAAUCAAAGAGGGAAUGGCCCAACUGGAUGACAUCAAGAGUUCACAGGCAAAUACAAUGGAGAACAAGGUGCUGGCUUUGCUGAAAACCUGUAGACAGAACAAAUCUGAUUUAUCAGAACAGGACCUCAUAGAAGAGUUUGAAAGAAUGUGGAAGAAAACUCUGUCUGAGAUCAAAUUCAGAGGACUCACAAGAAGAGAGGUUGCUCAGGAUGCCUUCAGCAUUUUACAAGACCAUUUAUCUACGAGGUCGGGUUAUGUCCGAAGUUUGUUGGAUGGAAACAGCUUGGUUGAUUGUGGGAAGAGGCCAUUUGCUGUAGAGUCAGGGGAUUGGUGGCAGAAGACUAAAGACCUUGUGAUGCACUGGAAUAGAGACAAUCUCAGGAAGAAACUACAAGAGUUGUGUGACAACAUCAUAACACAGUGUCAAGAGUUUAUAACCCAGAAGGUGAAAAGCAAAACAGAUUACCAUGACACUGACAUCAAAGAGCUUCUUGAAAUAAUUGAUCAAACAUCUCAACAAAACAAGAAACGUAAAGUUCCUGAGGAAUGUGAGAUUAAUCUGAAGCUGCACAUCUGUGGUAUAGCAGCGAGAACAUUUCAAAAGAAACAUGAUGAUUUAAUUGCAGUCAACGACCCCCGAAAAUGUCUGGAACAGUCUAAGAACAAGUACCUUACUGACUUCAUAGACUUGUUUCAUAACCGAGACCAGUGCCUGAAGAAAGCUGAAGAGUUCACAAAGCUCUUACAGCCAGCUGUACAGGACUAUGUGACCAAAAUGAUUGGUCCUGAUGUAGUUGAUGAAAUGAAGACCGGUGAAGGGUCAGAGGAUUACAGCGCCCGAGGGGCUUUCCAGUUCUCCAUUUUAAAACAGCUACUGAUGGAUGGGAAAUAUGACGGGAACUACAGAGAAUACAUAAACCAUUAUGAAAAGUUUGUGAAGGACUGGCUGUUUGAACAAAUUGCACAACAACUCUCAAAGGACCGCAGUUUGGAGAAGUUGGAGAAGAAACAUCUUUCAGAGAUAGUCAAGAUAAUUACUGAUUCAAUUUCUAACAUCAGAAAAUCACACAGCACUGUAAAAGAUAUCAAUACUUUCAUUCAGAACAUCUGCAGUGCCCUUGGAAAGAAGCUUGUCUUCCCCAAGGAUGGUCUGGAUUUGAUCAUGACUCUGAACUACUCUGAAAAUACAGAACAGUUUGCUGACUACCUAACAGAUUAUGUGGGAGAAAUGGAGCAGUCACUAGCAGCUGAGUAUGACAAGGGAGGAGACAUCAAAGAGAGACUCAGAUCUCUGCCAUUCAAGCCUCAGGACAAGAUGUUCACCAGUCUGUUUGGCUGUGGGGAGGUAUGUCCCUUCUGCAAAGCACCCUGUGAAGCAGGAGGGAAGGAGCAUGCCAAACACUUUACCUCCAUUCACCGUCCACAAGGAGUCAGUGGUUGGAGGAAUUUAAAGACAACGGUGUUAGUGACUGACAUAUGUUCCUCUGAUGUGAUUAGUGACAACACAUUCAGGACCUCCCUGACAGAAGGCAAAUUUCACCCCUACAAGGACUACCAGACAUAUUACCCUGACUGGAUCAUAACUGGAGACACCAGCAUUGAGGCUUCAGACUAUUGGAAGUAUGUGAUGGCAACAUUCAAUGAGACAAUUGCUGAAGCAUAUGACGCACUUCCUGCUGAUAUCCCAGAGGACUGGAAUAGAUUAACAGCUGAGGAUGCAAUGAAGAGCUUGAAGGGCUCAUUCAACAUGAAAGACUAG
This is a messenger RNA of Salvelinus namaycush (lake trout), 4473 nucleotides long. Its product is annotated as interferon-induced very large GTPase 1-like. NCBI's taxonomy places the organism in Eukaryota, Metazoa, Chordata, Actinopteri, Salmoniformes, Salmonidae. Gene Ontology annotation, molecular function: GTP binding. Bases 1 to 4473 code for a protein of 1490 amino acids. The transcript has a single exon. The record is from RefSeq and is a predicted model, not a curated record.